Messenger RNA from Acomys russatus (golden spiny mouse), 1860 nucleotides. RefSeq names its product fascin actin-bundling protein 1 (gene Fscn1). The transcript is spliced from 5 exons. Lineage: Eukaryota; Metazoa; Chordata; Mammalia; Rodentia; Muridae. The record is from RefSeq and is a predicted model, not a curated record. Gene Ontology annotation, molecular function: actin filament binding; protein-macromolecule adaptor activity. Gene Ontology annotation, biological process: cell migration; actin filament bundle assembly; establishment or maintenance of cell polarity. Gene Ontology annotation, cellular component: microvillus; ruffle; growth cone. The coding region runs from base 86 to 1567 and encodes 493 amino acids.
CAGCAGCAGGCUCAGCGGUGCUGAACAAAGGAGGUCGGGCACAGCCACCCUAGCUCCCGGGGCCACCGGGCCGCCCUCCGCCACAAUGACCGCUAACGGCACAACCGAGGCGGUGCAGAUCCAAUUCGGGCUCAUCAGCUGCGGCAACAAGUACCUGACAGCCGAGGCGUUCGGCUUCAAGGUGAACGCGUCGGCCAGCAGCCUGAAGAAGAAGCAGAUCUGGACGCUGGAGCAACCUCCCGAUGAGGCGGGCAGCGCGGCCGUGUGUCUGCGCAGUCACCUGGGUCGCUACCUGGCCGCCGACAAGGACGGCAACGUGAGCUGCGAGCGCGAAGUGCCCGACGCCGACUGCCGUUUCCUCGUCGUGGCUCACGACGACGGCCGCUGGUCGCUGCAGUCCGAAGCGCACCGGCGCUACUUCGGCGGCACCGAGGACCGCCUGUCGUGCUUCGCGCAGAGCGUGUCGCCGGCCGAGAAGUGGAGCGUGCACAUCGCCAUGCACCCGCAGGUCAACAUCUACAGCGUCACCCGCAAGCGCUACGCGCACCUCAGCGCGCGACCGGCCGACGAGAUCGCGGUGGACCGCGACGUGCCUUGGGGCGUCGACUCGCUCAUCACCUUGGCCUUCCAGGACCAGCGCUACAGCGUGCAGACGUCCGACCACCGCUUCCUGCGCCACGACGGGCGCCUGGUGGCGCGGCCCGAGCCCGCCACGGGCUACACGCUCGAGUUCCGCUCCGGCAAGGUGGCCUUUCGCGACUGCGAAGGUCGUUAUCUGGCUCCGUCCGGGCCCAGCGGCACCCUCAAGGCUGGCAAGGCCACCAAGGUGGGCAAAGAUGAGCUCUUUGCCCUGGAGCAGAGCUGCGCUCAGGUGGUGCUGCAGGCGGCCAACGAGAGGAACGUGUCCACGCGCCAGGGAAUGGACCUGUCGGCCAAUCAGGACGAAGAGACGGAUCAGGAGACCUUCCAGCUGGAGAUCGACCGGGACACGAGGAAGUGUGCCUUCCGCACUCACACGGGCAAGUACUGGACGCUGACGACGACCGGGGGUGUGCAGUCCACGGCAUCCACCAAGAACGCCAGCUGCUACUUUGACAUUGAAUGGUGUGACCGUCGUAUCACUCUAAGAGCGUCCAACGGCAAGUUUGUGACCGCCAAGAAAAACGGUCAGCUGGCCGCCUCUGUGGAGACAGCAGGGGAGUCGGAACUCUUCCUCAUGAAGCUGAUUAAUCGCCCCAUCAUCGUGUUCCGUGGGGAGCAUGGGUUCAUCGGCUGCCGCAAGGUCACGGGCACGCUGGACGCCAACCGCUCCAGCUACGACGUCUUCCAACUGGAAUUCAAUGAUGGCGCCUACAACAUCAAAGAUUCCACAGGCAAGUACUGGACGGUGGGUAGUGACUCGUCGGUCACCAGCAGCAGUGACACCCCUGUGGAUUUCUUCCUUGAGUUCUGUGACUACAAUAGGGUGGCCAUCAAGGUGGGCGGCCGCUACCUGAAGGGGGACCACGCUGGGGUCCUGAAGGCCUGCGCGGAGACGAUCGACCCCGCCUCGCUCUGGGAGUACUAAGGCCACCUGCCCUCUGUGGGCCACUCAUCCAGUCCCUCCUGCUAUCUUUACUUACCGGGUGGCCCUGCAGCAGGUGGCAAAGCCCCUUGCCUUUCAAACUGGAAACCCAAGAGAAAAUGGUGCCCUCGCCUGUUGCCCUCUGUGGACCUCCCCUUUCCCCUAACUCUCUGCUCCCCGUGGGUAGGUGGCUGCAGACUGUCCCUGGGAGGGACUUUGGGUCCCUCUGCACUCUUCUCUGCCUUGGGGCACUCUGGCACCUUCUGACCUCAGACAACUCUGAGCCUUAUUCCUCC